CCAGCUUUGGCAUUACUAUACAAUUUUUGGGAUAGAUCAGCUACUGCGGCCUAGCAGACAGGACCGUGAUUUGCAAGAAUUCACAGCCACGACCGUUCAAGAACCUUCCAGCAACUAGUUCGAAUAGUAUAUAAACCAGCCGCCGAUUCAGUUGCACUUGUAUACACAAUCGAAAACCCGAACAUAUACGACGCAGUAGUCGGUAUAGCUCAAAAUUAAUAUAAUCUGUCACACAAAUUCGCUGCAACAAGUUAAUCCAGAACUAAGACGCGUCAGCAAACUAAAUAAAUUAGCAGGUCAACGAGAACUAUAAGAAGGAAUUGCGAAAAUGCCGGAGAAGUUGCUGAAAAUCACCUAUCAGGGCUCGGCCCAGAAGAAAAUAAAUGCAUAUUUGCGUAUGCCAUCGCAGAUUUACACCAUACUGCGUCGCGAAAUUGAGCUGUAUCUUUUCCAAGAACGUCAGUUGCCGAAAUGCGAUAUCAGGACCUUUUGGAUCGAUAGCGAUCAGGAUGAAAUCGAAAUUGUCAACCAAAAUGACUACGAGAUUUUCCUGGCCAAGUGCGAACCCAAUAUGCACGUCCAGGUGGCUCCAUUGCCAUCCGUGGAGGAGGAAUUAAAGGCCGACAAACAGGGGGCUUCUUCUUCGGCGAACAGCGCUGAAGCUCCAUCUCCUGAUGAUCCGAGCAAUUUCACCAUCCAUGACACCGUUGAGUGCGAUGGCUGCGGAUUGGCCCCAUUGAUUGGCUUCCGCUACAAGUGCAUCCAGUGCAGCAACUUUGAUCUUUGCCAGAAAUGCGAGGCGGCCCACAAGCAUCCCGAGCACAUGAUGGUCCGCAUGCCGACCAAUAAUGGACACACUGUAGUGGAUGCCUGGUUCACUGGAUCGAAUCCAUGGGGUCGCCGUUGCGGUCGCCGCUCCAGGGGACACUGCCCAUUCCAGGAGGCCGCCCAAGCUACUCCAGCUGGCGAUUCCUCCAAGGAAAGUCGCCGUGAACGCCGUCACGCUCGUCGCCAUGGCGGUGUCUUGUCCCAGUUUGUGGAGAUGAUGACCAAUUUGCCGCUAAACGAAACAACAACCAGUGCACCGGCUGAACCGGAGAAGCCCAAGCCAGCCGAUCCUAAACCAAGUGCUCCGCAGGCUGAGCCCACUGUAACCGCUCAAAAGGCAGCCGAAACUGAGGCCAAGCCAACUGAACCAAAGAAGGUCAACACUGAGCCUCAAACAGCUCCUCCCACUGAGGAUCCAGUGACUGCUCCUCGCUCUAACGAGGGCAGCACUCCCACUACUCCAGUGAUCAAUCUAGAGAAUCUGACGCAGAUUGUGCCACCCGAGUACAUGCGCGCUGGCAUUGAGAUCUUGAAUAAUUUCAGCGAAAUGUUCGCCAAGAUGAUUGAUCCCACUGAGACUGGGGAUUCGGGAAUAUUUGCGCCCUCAAUGACCCCAAGUACUGGGGCCAAGAAGCCAGAGGAAGCUCAAUCUGCUGCUCCUUCGGCCAGCCAGUCAACUACAUCUACUGCUGCUCCUUCGGUUAAUCAAUCGAAUGCCCCCUCGGCUAAUAAUUCAAAUGCUCCCUCGGCCAACAAUUCAAAUGUUUCCUCGGCAAAUCAAUCGAAGGCGCCAUCCGCUAACCAAUCGGCCACUCCAUCGAUUUCAGGAUCUAUUAUUUCUGAGGGUCCUCUUGAAACAGAGCCCUUGAUUCCGGAGCCAGCACAGCCUGUACAAGUUCCACAAGGAGAGGAGGAGAGGCGCCGUUCGGACAGCUUGGACCAGGAUUGGCAGGUUAUCGACAACGCCUAUUCGGCGAACAACAACAGCAACCUGAUCAAUCUGGAUCAGACCAAUCCCACAGCUGCUCCCCAGCAGCCAGUGAGUGAUUUUGGUCAGUUGGGCGAACUCUUGCGUCAGCACAUUAAUGAGGAGGCACGCGUGGAGCAGGCCACGGCCAAUACCCAGACCGCUCAGGUGGAUACGGUAAGUACGUCGACUUCGACCACUUCGGUGUCCACCAACAGUGUCGGCACCUCUCCAGCAGCUCCCGAGGAAAAGCGCAGCGUGCCCGUUUACCACACAGACGAGCGAAUUAAUUCCUCCAUCCAUGCCAUGAUGGCCAUGGGUUUCAGCAACGAGGGCGCUUGGCUCACCCAGCUUUUGGAAUCGGUUCAAGGCAAUAUUCCGGCCGCUUUGGACAUAAUGCAUACCUCGCAGAACCGAAUCUAAAUAUGCAUAUACAAUAACCAUAUAUCUAUUACGUAUCUUCAAUAUUUAUAGGGCCCAUUAAAAAAGGGAAUUCUUAUAUAUUAUCUGUUUAUUAUGUAGCUUUAGAAUUUUUCUGUGGUGCUUGAUUAUUCUCGUUACCAAAAAAAAGUGAAAAUGUAUUUGAUGUUUUAAAUAAUCAACAACAUGUUAUCAUAUAUAUGUGAAACUACAAUAAAGGCACAAAGUCAAAAUCAA
Molecule: messenger RNA, 2452 nt
Organism: Drosophila ficusphila
Lineage: Eukaryota; Metazoa; Arthropoda; Insecta; Diptera; Drosophilidae
Gene: ref(2)P
Product: protein ref(2)P
Exons: 3
Coding region: 329-2218 (629 amino acids)
Biological process (GO): mitophagy; endosome organization; aggrephagy
Cellular component (GO): aggresome; amphisome
Molecular function (GO): protein kinase C binding; K63-linked polyubiquitin modification-dependent protein binding; zinc ion binding
Source: RefSeq, a predicted model, not a curated record